AAAUCUCAUACCUCACCCACCCCCCACCCAUUCAUCUUGAGGUGGUGGAGAUGCGUGUGUACGUGUGUGCAAUAUACAUAUAUAGACACACAAACACAAACACACACUCACUUCAAAAUUUUCAAACUUCUUUUAGCAAAAAUAUUCAGACAAUAUUACAAUGACAACACAAGAAGAGGGAUUAACGUUAGAGCUCAUACGACAACAUCUCCUUGAAGAUUUCACAAAUACAGAAUCAUUUAUCAACAGCCUUAAUUCUUGUUUUUCCGAUCAAAUCUCCCCUGUUUUCACCUCAGUAAAAACAGAGCCUUCUACUUCCAAUAAUUCACUCUCAGAUUCUCCUACAUCGUACCCAAAUUCACCAAUUUCCCAUUUUUUCAGCGAUUUUCCAGAAUUCAAUACUAAUUCAGACACUAAUCUUAGCCCGACAUCCGACGGCUCUGUUAGUUCCAACUCGACUAUUUCAUCGGAUACAACGAGUAGUAAUAAUAAUGAAAAUAAGACGAAGAAUUACAGAGGAGUAAGGAGAAGGCCAUGGGGUAAAUUUGCAGCAGAGAUAAGAGAUCCUAAUAAAAAAGGGUCAAGGAUUUGGCUAGGUACUUUUGAUGCUGACGUGGAUGCAGCUAGAGCUUAUGAUUGUGCUGCGUUUAAGAUGAGGGGUAGAAAAGCUAUUUUGAAUUUUCCGAUGGAUGCCGGAAAAUCGGGUGCUCCGGCGAAUGUUGGCCGGAAAAGGAGAAGAGAUAACGGGAUACAGCUUGAGUUGCUGAUCAAUUUGUAACUAUGUUUAAAAUUUGCUUAGGAGAAAAGAGUGUAACGGAAAUGUGUGAAUUAAUAUGUUAAGAGUUGUAUUAAACUCCCUUCCUGUUCAAUUUUGUUUGAUAUUAUCAUUUACGAGAAGUUUUUAUAAUCACACAAAUAUUUUGGGGUU
Messenger RNA from Nicotiana tabacum (common tobacco), 928 nucleotides. Its product is annotated as ethylene-responsive transcription factor ERF106-like. NCBI's taxonomy places the organism in Eukaryota, Viridiplantae, Streptophyta, Magnoliopsida, Solanales, Solanaceae. The record is from RefSeq and is a predicted model, not a curated record. Gene Ontology annotation, molecular function: DNA-binding transcription factor activity; DNA binding. Gene Ontology annotation, biological process: ethylene-activated signaling pathway; regulation of DNA-templated transcription.